CUGCACCUGUGCCAGGCAGAUGGAGUUCAACUUGCUCACUGACCCAGAAGCUCAGAGUCCCCCUCUUUCCCUCUCAGAAUCUGGGACACCUCAACAUGCACACAGGCACAAGGGCCAAGCAAGUGACACAGAAAAGUCACAGCAGAAUCAGACUGAUAAUUCCACUCCUGAGGAUGGCUCCCUGAGAAAGAAGCAACGUAGGCAGAGAACUCAUUUUACCAGCCAACAACUACAGGAGCUGGAAGCCACUUUUCAAAGGAAUCGGUAUCCAGACAUGAAUACCCGAGAGGAGAUUGCUGUCUGGACCAACUUGACAGAAGCCAGAGUUCGGGUAUGGUUUAAAAACCGCAGAGCCAAAUGGAGGAAGCGGGAAAGAAAUCAACAGGCAGAACUUUGUAAGAAUAGUUUUGGAGCUCAGUUCAAUGGACUGAUUCAACCUUAUGAUGAGAUGUAUAGUAGUUAUUCCUAUAAUAACUGGGCUACCAAAGGACUUACUGCCAGCACUCUAUCAACAAAAAGCUUCCCAUUCUUCAACUCCAUGAAUGUCAAUGCUCUUUCUUCCCAGCCCAUGUUUUCAACAUCCAGUUCAAUAGGAUCUAUGUCUGUACCCUCCUCAAUGGUUCCUUCAACAGUGACUGGUGUGCCGGGCCCAAACCUUAACAAUCUUAACAGCCCUGGUCUUAACUCUGCAGUUCCAUCCAGUACCUGUCCCUAUGCAUCCACAGCCAAUCCUUACAUGUAUAGGGAUACUUGUAACUCAAGCCUGGCUAGCUUGCGAUUGAAGGCAAAACAGCAUGCAAAUUUCACCUAUCCAGGAGUGCAGACGGCAGCCUCCAGCCUGAGCCCAUGUCAGUAUGGUGUGGAUAGGUCAGUAUGAGAACCUCCACUGCUAAUUAUGAACUAUUAGCAGAACAAAGUUUCCCCUGCAGAUGAAUUCCAGAAAGAUGUAUUUAUAAUACUGUUACAAAUCUUUUACUAUCAUUUUUGUAAAGUAUAUAUUUUUACUCACUGAACGUUCAUUUGAGGCAGAGGAACUUUUUGCCAAGGUUUGAAUUCUUACCCGGUGAUAACAGCAUACCCAGGGAAAUCAUUGACGCUGCUCAUAAUUUAUUACUGCAAUUUAUGCUUUAUACAUAUGACUCCUGCUUACAUAAGUCUAGAUUCUGUACUUGAAAUACCAGGUUUGGAUUUUCUGUAUGUAUAUUUCAUAAAAGUUUGUCAUGAAAUGCCCUGGGUAAAACUUUUGUUUUCCUUUAAAAAAAUAGUGUAUCAUAACAAAAAGUUGCCAAAAGUAAUUUCAUAGCAUGGGAAGGAAAUUUAUGUGCAGACAUGCCAUGAGUUAUAUGGAAGAUCUAGGACAAAGAAACAUAUAGAUGUGCU
Messenger RNA from Notechis scutatus (mainland tiger snake), 1380 nucleotides. RefSeq names its product pituitary homeobox 3-like. NCBI's taxonomy places the organism in Eukaryota, Metazoa, Chordata, Lepidosauria, Squamata, Elapidae. The record is from RefSeq and is a predicted model, not a curated record. Gene Ontology annotation, cellular component: nucleus. Gene Ontology annotation, molecular function: RNA polymerase II cis-regulatory region sequence-specific DNA binding; DNA-binding transcription factor activity, RNA polymerase II-specific. Gene Ontology annotation, biological process: anatomical structure morphogenesis; regulation of transcription by RNA polymerase II.